AUGCCCAUCUUCCAGUAUGAUCUUGACCACCACCCGGACUUCGUGCCUCUCAUAAUCGGCCCGCCUUCUACCUCGUCCCUCCGACGUUUCUCGGAUGAGAGUCUGCGUACUGGUCUAUGCGAAGGAUCCGUCCCCGACAGUCCUCACGGCAGCCCGGCCCCGGAAAAGAACAGAAGUGACGAUGACGAUGGCACCACCUCUAGCCGUCAGCUUCUCAUUGAGCGGCUCAAGAGAGGCCAGGGCCCAACUUGGAUCCCCUCACCUCACGGACGUGAGACUCACUGGCACACGUCUCCCGAAAAGAAUGAGACUGACGUGUUCUCGGAGCACGAGCCCGUCUCUGAUCGUGGAGACGACCGUUAUGACCGUGAACCCUUCUCCACGGUCUCCCCCACACCAUGCGAGAGCACCAGCCUCCUCCCGGCCGCCCAUUCGAUACCCCGGAAGACCCAGGGGCGGGAACGGUCUGAGGAGAGGCUUCAUGAGGGACUUUCCAUCGAGCGCCCGCGAUCUGCCCUGCACACCGGCGACUUCACCAGCGCCGAAUCCGGACGGCCGGAUCACCACGGGUACCAGCCCAUGCAGCCUGCGUCUCUGUCCGGGAACCCCUUCAUGGUCACAUCGCCACCGAGAGACUUUGCUCCCAUCCACCGCAGACCCUACGCAUCUCGGAGCUCGCUUAACUCGCUGCUCUUCGGCGCGCCGCCGCCGCCCCUAUCGCCGUCCCUGUCCUCCAGCCUCGCGUAUCGGCCGCCGACGAGCCCCCUGGCACAAUCGCUGACCAACGACGACGACACGGCCAUGCUGGGCAUCGACUACUUCGACGGCGAUCUAGGGAGACACCAUCACUACGAUUUUGGGACGCCGCAGUCGUCGUCGCCCUCUGUAUGGCCAAUUAUGCACUCAUCCGAGACGCCUUCGUCGCAGUCCCGACACAGGCGCAUGGGCUCUCUUCCCUCCCAGGCUCACCAGCCCAUGAGGCCGCUGCACUCGACACCUGGGUCUCUACAAGCCAGUGACUCGCCGAUAUCAUUCUCGUCAGCCUCGAAGAUGUCACGCCGCCAGUCGCUCGGGUCCGACAUAACGCCUAUCCAGCACGCGUCCAUGGUGGGCUCCUACGAGGAGAGCAUCCUCCGUGGCCGGAUGUCGACGACACCCUCGAAACCGCUCGAGUUCAUGGCCCAGAUCGGCGUCCUGGGCAUGGGAGACAGCAAGGCGCGCCUCAGGUGCCCGCCGCACGUCACGCUACCCUUCGGCGCCGUCUACUACAGCUACGGCGGCGCCUCGCACGGACGCUCCCAGACAGACGACGGCCCCAGCCCCUACGUCGGCCAGGUGGAUCUGGAGAAUGGGCUGCCGAAUCUGGAGGGCGAAGGCCGAUCGCGUAGGAAGGCCCAAAGCCGUUACGCAGACCGCCGGGUCACCACCGAGGGCCAGGUGGACGGCAAUGAUGGGCGGCGGCAGCAGCAGCAACAACAACAGCAACAGCAACAGCAGCAGCAGCAGGCUAGAAGGGUGACAUCAGCACCCAAGGUGUCGUCGCGGCCGUCGGCCUCGGGGCCACGGGCCCCGCCGGGCGGCAGCUACCGGAUCCCGGAAAGGGGCCAGGUGCAGAUCAUCAUCAAGAACCAGAACAAGACGGCGGUGAAGCUGUUCCUGGUUCCCUACGACCUGGCGGGCAUGGAACCCGGCACCAAGACCUUCAUCCGCCAACGGUGCUACUCGGCUGGGCCCAUCCUAGACGGCAUCCCCAAGUCGGCGGGGCGUGCCGACGACCCGGCCGAGAAGCCCACGCUGCGCUACCUGAUCCACCUGCACAUAUGCUGUCCCUCGCGGGCGCGGUACUACCUGUACAAGAGCAUCCGCGUCGUCUUCGCCAACCGCGUCCCCGACGGCAAGGAGAAGCUCCGCAGCGAGAUGACCAUGCCGGAACCGCGCUUCACACCCUACAAGCCCGUCAGGGUCAUGCAGCCCUUCGCCGCUGCCGCUGCCGCUGCUCCUACCCCUACCCCUACCCCUACCCCUGCCGCUGCCCUUACCCCUCCCACGGGACCCGGCACCGCCUCUCUCGUGGCCGAAAAGGCCCUCCGGAGACGCAGCGCCGGCUUCCCACUCACCACGCCGUCGUCCCAUCCCUCCACAAGAGGCAUAUUACACUCUUCCGACGGACUUGGGAUAAUACGCCACUACGUCUCGUCUGCCGCUGCUACUGCUGCCGCUCCCACUGCCAACAGCGAUAUAAACACGGUAGAUCCUAUUCCACUGCAUCUCCCUCCGCGGAAACGCAUCGACAGCGACGGCAGCAGCAUCGCGGAACAUGACGAGCACAGCUCACCACCCGACAGUGCCUGGCUGCAGGAGGGAGCCCCGGCGCCACGGGACAUGCGCGGCUAUGUCGAUCUGGGCAGUCCCCGCGAACCAUCCCGCCUCUCCCCGUCCGACGUGUCGAGUGGUUCUGCCGAGGGUCUGUUGACCCAACGAUUCCGGUCUAUAGGUGUGAGUGGCGGCAAGACGUCCUCUGAUGGCAGUGACAUGCCACCUCCAAGUAUAUAG
Geosmithia morbida is the source of this 2553-nucleotide messenger RNA. RefSeq lists its product as uncharacterized. Lineage: Eukaryota; Fungi; Ascomycota; Sordariomycetes; Hypocreales; Bionectriaceae. The record is from RefSeq and is a predicted model, not a curated record. The transcript has a single exon. Bases 1 to 2553 code for a protein of 850 amino acids.